AUGGUAACGUGCGAGAACGACACAUCUGUCGGCGGCUUCCACCUGGGCGGUCGUGACGAUGACGGGGCGAGACAGAGAGCUCCGAGCGUAUCUUCUAUCUCGCUCUACAAACAGAAGAUCGACGCACUCUUCGAUGACACUCGCUCCGUCAACAGCCUCCAGCAAUAUGGACCCAUGUCUGAUAUAGGCCGGCGAGAUAGUAAGAUCAGUGUUACGCGAGACAGCAAGACUACGAUUUCUGAGGACGAAAAUGAUUAUUGCGGCACGAAAAUUAAGAAGAUCAAUAGCUCAGUCCAGGAUCGAAUAGAGAGAAUGUUCGCUGACAUGGCCGGAGAGUCGAGACAAGACCAAAUAGGGAUGCACCUUUUCAACGUGCAUUACCUGGGUUCUACACCACUGCAGAACAAAGUAACGAGUCUCUCUGGACUUCAGACACCUCUCAAGGACCUAUACUUUGCGUAUAGAAGAAAUUUACGAAACAAAAACACGUUUACAGGCAGAUUAGAAAUAUCAAAAAGCGGACUAAAAGUCAGAUAUAAAGGCGAAAAGGGGGAUCUAGAGCAAUUGAAUCCAUUCCCAACGAUAGCAGUAUGGUCUGCUGUGAAGUUUGUCGUCCAAAGUUCAGAAAAGGAAUCCAGCGAACCGAGUUACGCGUUCCUACCUCUGAUAACAGACCCUGAUAAUAUUGAUCGCCAUGCUUUAUUUAAGCCCCUGGAGAGCCAGGAAAAGAAAUAUAUCCUCUCCCAUAGCGAGAACACACAUUCACCACUUUUCGCUGUUGUGAUGAGGAAAAUCGGGGUUGCUAAACAACUCGAGUGUCAUGGUUUUGUAUGUCAGACGACUGAGGACGCUAUCGUGAUAGCAGCCACGUUAUACAAAUCCCUUAUGUCACAUAUGAGUCGUCAAGGCCACGCCGAUAACAAGAAAUUCAAAAAUCGAAACGGAGUCAGUUGUAUGAGUAUCGCGAGCAGUUUACCCACAAACGAUAUACCAAUUAGACCGCCAAGAAAAAAGCGGAGCACAUCUUCUUACAGCGGUGAUAGUGAUAGAGCUGAUGGAUUCUCUGCGAGUGAGUCAUUUCAUGAGAAUACAAAAAUAGAACAUUUCAAGGAGUUAUCGAUUUCGUCUCCACCCGUACUGCCGCUAGAUGCGAAACGAAUCACAGUUGAAGAAGUUAAAGCGAAAUUAGAUUCAAUCAAAAGAGGUAAGGAAUCAGGAUCUAACGAAUCGAGGAAGUCAAAAGAAAUCAAAGAACCAACAAUACCCAAUUCCAACUCAAAUUCACCAAAUAAUGCACCUCAAAAUCACAGCAGUAGUGAAUCAACCGUGCGGAGCAAGGUAUCUGAAAAAAUUGAAUUAUUUCGUGAAUUAGAAAGACGGAAGAGCAUAAAACGCCCUCCGACUUUGCCCCCUCCUAUACCCACUAAGCCAACAGAUGAAUCUAAAGAACCUUUGAGAAGAACUCAAAGUGGUAGACAGUUAUUAGGUGAAACUGGCGAUAUACUGACGAAGGUAGCCAUUCCAAGAUCUGGAAGCUUUCUAAAUGCGGGUGGACUAACACGUUACAAAUCUAUCGGACAUAGGAAUAACGGUAAAAAAGGCGGAGGUUCACCACUAGGUUUUAACGAAUUAUUCCACGAAUUUAAAGUACAAGAAAAUCUACAUUCCAUGGAUGAAAUUUUAAACGUUAUAAUUGAUCCGGAUGGAAUGUCAUUCAACGACUUAAAACCUAUUUACAAGGAGUUCUUAUUAAAAUUAUCCGUAACGCUAACUAAGGACGAAAUAUUUCAACACAGUAAGGCGAUUAUGAAAAAGCAAAAGAAAAAAAUUCUUAGACGCAGCGGUAAAUUUCAGAUUAAGAAAAAGAAUUUUUUCAAAGGCUCGAGUGGUCUCAGAACGGUAUUUAGGUUUCCUUUCGGUAAGAAGAAAGAAAAGAAGAAAAUACAGCCUCUACAAGUGAACGAAAAUUUAGAUAUAAAGGAGCCGGUCUCUGAAAGUUCCGUUUCAACGUCCAGUUAUGAUUUGAGGCAGUUUAAGCCUAAAGAGCCUCCCAUAAUUACUUCCAAACGACAAAACGUGAAGAGAAAUUCGAGGAGGUCUGAUAAGAUUCAGGUAUCAGGUAGAAAGGGAAAAUCGAGGCCUGGCGAGAGAACGUCGUCUGAAGAUUCCGAUUUUUUAACCCUCAGCAAUAGAUUGGGAGGCCAAAAUAGGAAUAGUUCAAGUGGUUACGUUUCAUGUUCAGAAUGUGAAUCUGAAAGCUGCAUGGAUAGAUGCUAUUGUUCUAUAAAAACGGACUGUAAAUCAAAGUGCUAUUGCUCUGCAUUGGACAACGGAAAAGAUUCAGCAAAGGCGAAACUACUGGGCAAGAACUGCAAAGAAUGUUCAAAGGAAGUGUAUGAAGGCGAUUAUAGUUACUGCUCCUGUGAUUCAGAGAGUUGUGAAGACAGCAACAAAUGUUACUGCCCCGGUCCGAGACGAAGUGAACAGAACUCUCAGGAUUUUCAGGGUUCACGUCGGUACACUGAGAAAUUGAGACGGGCCUUUGACGAGCAUGAUGGAAAACCGAGGAGCAGGUCUGGCGCAUCAUCCCGACGACGCGAAGAACGAAGGCGCGCGCGCAGUUCAGACAGCGUCGCAUUGGAUUACGAGCUGCUGCUGCAGAACAAGACGCGUGACGCAAGAGCGAGGAAUAUGCAAAGACUUACCGUGCGCAGCACUGGCGCCGGGUCCCACGAUGCCCUGAGUGUGAAGAAGUCCGCAGAAAUGGCUGCCCUCUUCGCAGAUGUGCGGCUGUCACAACGCACCGAUGUACGCUCCCUCAUGGGUGGAAGGUGUGCGCGACCCGCCCUCCCACUUUCCGGAGUACCACCUCUCGCUAGGAUGUUUGAGCAUCGGCCGCUCAGCAGAAACGCGUGCCUAGAAGAUACCUUGGGAUACUUUCCUUAG
This is a messenger RNA of Leptosia nina, 2946 nucleotides long. The record is from the annotation of a GenBank genome assembly. NCBI's taxonomy places the organism in Eukaryota, Metazoa, Arthropoda, Insecta, Lepidoptera, Pieridae.